AUGGGCUGAAGGAAGUUAGAGUUCCUUGAACAAAUAGCUUCUUGGAAUAAAGGUUCCGGGAACUUUGGAUGGAAACGCGACUCCCUCCCUCCUCUCCAAGUCUCUCUCUCUCUCUCUCUCUCUCUCUCUCUCUCUCUCUCUUUCUAAUUGCCGUCUUUCAGUUUAUUUCCGAGGACAGCAGAACAGUUGCAUGAUGCGUGGAAGUUAUGGUUAGUUAAUAACAUACUCAUACUUGAAUAAUCAACUUCAUCGCGCAAAGCUUCAGGGGGAAACAGGAGGGAAGCGUCGCGGCAGUCAUGGGGGAUCCAGAGACUGGCUCAGGUGGAAACGGGCUGAAAAGACAACUUGUCGAGAGCCUGGUUCAUCAGAAGAAGCCUCUGUUUCACUCCUGGUUCCAGUACCUGCUCCUGCUUUGUCUAGGGAUCUUCGUAAUUUUUGUGUACGUUAUGUCCGACAGCUCUCUGACAUGGUGGAAGAGCUUUCCACUCCAUGAGCACUACCAGAUGUUUUUCAAUCUGACCAAUCAGGUUAAUCUACCUCCUCCUUAUCGUAUCCAUCCAAAACACAGAGUUAAACUUCAUGAAACCACAGAACACCCUACUGUACCACCUACAGGUACUAAGUACCACCAAGCCUACCCACGCAACUACCACUUUGUUAUGGAUAACACAGAGGUGUGCAAGACCAAGACCCCUUUCCUGGUCCUGAUGGUUCCAGUGGCACCAAAAAACGUGGCAGCUCGGGACGCCAUCCGGCAGACAUGGGCCAAUGACACAUUGGUUCAGGGCGAGGUGGUGCUUACUCUGUUCAUGUUAGGCUUCUCUGAAGGAGCUGAUUUUGAGCAGCUGCAGGAGAAGCUCAAACAGGAGAAUCUGCAGCACCACGACCUGAUCCAGAGUGACUUUAUGGACUCUUACCUCAAUCUGACCAUCAAAACCAUGGUGAUCAUGGACUGGCUGGCCACGCGCUGCAAUACAGCAGCAUACGCCAUGAAGAUUGACUCUGACAUGUUCCUUAACAUUGACAAUUUAGUGAUCAUGCUACAGAAGCCAGACAUCCCCAAGCUGAACUACCUGACAGGGAUGCUCAUGUGGAACAGGCAAGUUGUACGUUCAAAGAACUCAAAGUGGUAUGUCCCUGAGGAGAUGUACCCAGGACCCAUAUACCCGACCUACACUCUGGGCAUGGGAUAUGUCUUCUCCAACGAUCUUCCAGGAAAAUUUGUGGAGGCCUCAAAAUCAAUCAAACCCUUUAAUAUAGAGGAUGCUUAUAUUGGAAUGUGCAUGAAAAAACUAGGACUUGCGCCCACAUCACCGCCAAAUCCCUCCCUGUUCAAGGCCUAUAACACAAGAUACGAUCGCUGUGAAUACUCAAAGGUCAUCACCUACAUUCUUGGGUCUUCACAAGAGUUGGUGAAAUACUGGACAGACUUGAAGAAGCCUGGACCACCAUGUGGACAAUGACAACUACAAAUGCAGAGAGAAAUCAAUUGGGUGGAAGGGAAUGAGAGGUUAACUUAUUUAUAGAUUUGUACUGUUCUGGUAUAGAAUUCUCAUACAUCCUCAUUUCAGAGAUGAUAAUUGGGAUUGCCAUUUUGGAAAGGUUACAGAGAAUAACUGCAUUAUACAGUGUAAAUGGUCAAGCCCAUUUUUUGACUUUUGUGUAUUUGUGUAUUUAAAACUCCUUAGGGUUGCCAACAAAAGAAAUUAUGAAAUUAAAGGUACCCUGAGGUUUCUGACCACUAAUGUCGCUGUGUAGCUAUCUUUCGAUGAGCAGUUCAUGUGUUAUUUGUAUCUUGGUUGUACCUGUAAGUUUACAAAGGCAGACAUGCAGGGUGCAGUAAUGCUGCAUGAAGGUAGAAAUUAGUCAAUUUUUUUUAAAAGAGGAAAGGAAAAACCACUUGAACCACAUACUGUAGAGGUAUUUUCAUUCACACCAACAGGGAAUUCUUAAGAGAAGCUGCAUCUUGUAAUAACCCAUUCACGUACAUAUGGCCCAAAGGACAAUGGUAUGAGGAAGUUUAAUUUUAGCUUCAGCCAUCACCGGUGCAAUGCUAAAAACUGGACUGGUUGCAGAACAGAAGAUCACAGAAUUUCAAAGACACUGCAAUGCUUUAUGAUGACUUUUCUCAGGGAUUCAGUGUAUUGUAGCUAUACAGUAAGUUGGAAUGUGUUUGAAGAAUUUUGAGAAUGGCAUGUCACUGUUUGCUGGAGGCACAACUUUCUGUUUAUACUUCUAAAAGCCCUUUAGGUUGUCAUUGUCAACUGCUGAAGAAGAAAAUUCUCAGUCAGCAACAAUGAUAUAGUGCAUUUAUUUAAUCUGUGCCAGAGAGCAGGCAAUGACUACUUGUUAGAAUAUAAUCACUUACAGCCAUUAUAUCUGACCAGACUUUGUCACAGACAGCUUGUGACGCACCACUUAAUCUAAAGGCACAUGAUAUGCAGAUCACUGUGUCAGGAACAUGUGAGAAUAAAGGUUUUGCCCUCCUGAUAUAUUGCACAUUCAGAGAGAAAAACAUUCUUUUACACAACAAAACGCCUGAGAAAUAUCAGAUGGGAGAAUUAAUUGAUAUUUUCCUCAUUCCCUCUGAUACAACAAAACACAACCCCCCAAAAAAAAAAAAAAAAACAAACAAUCUAUGUUGUCAAUUAACUCAUUAUUUAACAUAUAACAUGUCAUCUUUACUAUUUUUGCACUGCAUUUAUGAAAUGAUAAUGACAUUAUUUCAGAAUUUACAAAGAGUUUUUUGUUGAAUUGUUUAUUUUAUCCUUUUAAAACAGUACAUGUGAAAUCAAAUGCAGGAUUACACAAGUCAAAUUUCCUUCUAUAGUAAAAGGAAAUAUACUUUGUAAGAUAUAUGUUGGUUAUAUAGAGGGAGAAGUCACAACUUUUGAAUACACUACUGGUAUUAUAUUACACUGUAAACACUGUUUGUGACAAGUUGCUUGCAAAUAUGGUUUAUAUGGCAAUAAAAUCUAACUUUAAAAAUCUA
This is a messenger RNA of Siniperca chuatsi (mandarin fish), 2992 nucleotides long. Its product is annotated as beta-1,3-galactosyltransferase 2-like. Bases 297 to 1463 code for a protein of 388 amino acids. The record is from RefSeq and is a predicted model, not a curated record. Gene Ontology annotation, cellular component: membrane. Lineage: Eukaryota; Metazoa; Chordata; Actinopteri; Centrarchiformes; Sinipercidae. The transcript is spliced from 2 exons. Gene Ontology annotation, molecular function: N-acetyl-beta-D-glucosaminide beta-(1,3)-galactosyltransferase activity.